CAUCCCCGCCCCUUCCGGCCUCGCAUGGCGCCGUCUCUUCCGCUGCGGGGAGUAAUAUGGGGACAAUACAUCUGUUCCGUAAAUCACAGAGAUCAUUGGUUGGAAAGUUAACACAUGAAUUUAGGUUGGUUGCAGCAGAUAGAAGGUCCUGGAAGAUUUUGCUGUUUGGUGCUAUAAAUUUAAUAUGUAUUGGCUUCCUGCUCAUGUGGUGCAGCUCUACAAACAGUAUAGCUUUAACUGCUUACACAUAUUUGACAAUCUUUGACCUUUUCAGUUUGAUAACAUGUCUAAUAAGCUACUGGGUAAUGAUGAAGAAACCCAGCCCAGUCUAUUCAUUUGGGUUUGAAAGGUUUGAAGUUCUAGCUGUAUUUGCAUCUACAGUUCUGGCACAGCUUGGUGCUCUUUUUAUACUGAAAGAAAGUGCAGAGCGAUUUCUGGAACAGCCUGAGAUACACACGGGACGAUUGCUGGUUGGUACUUUCGUGGCCCUCUUUUUCAACUUAUUUACAAUGCUUUCCAUUAGGAAUAAGCCUUUUGCUUAUGUCUCUGAAGCUGCCAGCACAAGUUGGCUUCAGGAGCAUGUUGCAGAUCUUAGUAGAAGUAUUUGUGGAAUCAUCCCAGGAUUAAGUAGCAUCUUUCUGCCACGGAUGAACCCUUUUGUCUUGAUUGAUAUUGCUGGAGCUCUAGCUCUUUGCAUUACAUAUAUGCUCAUCGAAAUCAACAAUUAUUUUGCUGUAGACACAGCCUCUGCUAUAGCAAUUGCUUUGAUGACGUUUGGUACCAUGUAUCCCAUGAGUGUCUACAGUGGGAAAGUACUACUCCAGACAACCCCACCUCAUGUGAUUGGCCAGUUAGAUAAACUUCUUAGAGAGGUUUCAACUUUGGAUGGUGUAUUGGAAGUUCGAAAUGAGCACUUCUGGACAUUAGGUUUUGGCACUUUGGCUGGAUCAGUACAUGUCCGAAUUCGGAGAGAUGCAAAUGAACAAAUGGUACUUGCUCAUGUCACUAACAGAUUAUACACAUUGGUCUCUACUUUGACCGUUCAGAUUUUCAAAGAUGACUGGAUCAGACCUACCUUAUCAUCUGUGCCUAUUGCAAACAAUAUUCUGAACCUUUCGGAUCAUCAUGUUAUUCCAAUGCCAUCUCUGAAAGCUGCUGAUAACUUGAACCCUGUUACGUCCACUCCAGCUAAGCCCAGCAGCCCACCGCCAGAAUUUUCUUUUAACACACCAGGCAAAAAUGUGAGUCCAGUCAUCCUUUUAAACACUCAGACAAAGCCCUAUGGACUGGGCUUUAAUCAUGGAUCCACACCCUACAGCAGUGUACUCAAUCAAGGACUUGGAAUACCGGGGAUGGGAGCAGCUCAAGGAUUCAGGACUGGUUUCACAAAUGUCCCAAGCAGAUAUGGAACAAACGCUCGUGGUCAGCCCCGACCAUAAUAAACACCAUUAUUUAUUGUACUUAAGGGUAUUGACUUAAUUCUUUUAUUACCCAAUUUUUAUGAACAUUUGGAAUGUCAGAUCAUUCUAAAUGGCUGGGAACAAGUGCAUUGUUCAUAUUCAUGAAAUGGUUAAAUUGCAGCUUUUCUCUUCGCAUCAGCCUGUGUAAUGCCACAGAUAUUUUCCAGACUUAUGAUACUUUACAAGUGGUUUUUAUAGGAUGUCUGUUUCUACUCAUCUUUUUAUCCACUUUUCUUCAUUCAUCCAAGAAUGUAUUGAGACAUAGCACAACUCCGUAAGAGAGUAGAAUUGUGACCAGGUAGCAUUUUUUUUCUAAUGAGAAUUGCUUACUGAAUGCUGAAUAGCUGAGAGAAUAGGAAAUGGCAGAAAUACAAGUCCCAAUUCUCAGAGAUGUUUUGAUUGCUGUAUUAAGCCAUCUUUUGGCAACGUCACAAUUAGUUUUUGGUUGCAGAAAUCCAUCAGUAUUCAUAUUGUGGCCAUUGUGAAGACAAUCUGGCAUUUCAGAUUGUAAUUAAUUUUGUAAGACCAUGUUUUUACAUUUUUAUUGAUGCCUUUAUAGAAAUUCAGAUGGUUCAGCAACCAUUUUCUAGUUGUAAGUAUUUCAUAUUCAUCUCUGAUAUUUCUUCAUUUUUGGUUUAACUGCAAAAUUAUCUAGCAAUAUACUGGGAAAUAAAAUAUUUAAAAC
Molecule: messenger RNA, 2145 nt
Organism: Myiozetetes cayanensis
Lineage: Eukaryota; Metazoa; Chordata; Aves; Passeriformes; Tyrannidae
Gene: SLC30A6
Product: solute carrier family 30 member 6
Exons: 14
Coding region: 57-1439 (460 amino acids)
Biological process (GO): monoatomic cation transport; transmembrane transport
Cellular component (GO): membrane
Molecular function (GO): monoatomic cation transmembrane transporter activity
Source: RefSeq, a predicted model, not a curated record